ACGAUGGUCCAUAUUGUUUUUAUUUGAACGUUCAUAAAAAUUUUGAGAUUCCUACCGGAGAGAAAUUCCUCAAACUUGAAGAAAAUGAAUGCGUCCAAAUAGAUGGUGACUUUAUAAAUUGGACCUUUAACAAAGUACCAUGUCCUAAAACAUAUCCAAAAGUUUGUCAACCAAUUAAUUCAAACUAA
Messenger RNA from Funneliformis mosseae, 188 nucleotides. Lineage: Eukaryota; Fungi; Glomeromycota; Glomeromycetes; Glomerales; Glomeraceae. The record is from the annotation of a GenBank genome assembly.